Molecule: messenger RNA, 3487 nt
Organism: Mesocricetus auratus (golden hamster)
Lineage: Eukaryota; Metazoa; Chordata; Mammalia; Rodentia; Cricetidae
Gene: Rp2
Product: RP2 activator of ARL3 GTPase
Exons: 5
Coding region: 173-1225 (350 amino acids)
Biological process (GO): post-Golgi vesicle-mediated transport
Cellular component (GO): periciliary membrane compartment; cilium
Molecular function (GO): GTPase activator activity
Source: RefSeq, a predicted model, not a curated record
AAAAAGGAGAAGGGUGUUGGGCCUGGCGGGAGUGCUGAGGGUUGUGGGCAGCUGGGCUGCUCUCCUGGGCGGUGUCCGGGGAGCUGCUGGCCAAGUCGCCCUGGGUUUCCGCCACCCUCUGGGAGGUGUCCGAGCGCGUGGGGUCCACUAGUGAGACCCUUAGGCCGGCGCCAUGGGCUGCUGCUUCUCUAAGAGACGGAAGAGUGAGAAGGAGGCGAAGGCUCAGGGAGAGGAGGAGCAGCCCAAGCUGUACAGCUGGGACCAGCGGGAGAAGGUUGAUCCAAAAGAUUACAUGUUCAGCGGACUGAAGGAUGAAACAGUAGGCCGCUUACCUGGAAAAGUAGCAGGACAACAAUUUGUCAUUCAAGACUGUGAGAACUGUAACAUCUAUAUUUUUGAUUACUCAGCUACCAUUACUAUUGAUGACUGCACCAACUGCGUACUUUUUUUGGGACCAGUGAAGGGAAGUGUGUUUUUCCGAAAUUGUAGAGAUUGCAAGUGUACAUUAGCUUGCCAGCAGUUUCGUGUGAGGGACUGUAGAAAGUUGGAAGUCUUUCUGUGCUGUGCCACUCAGCCCAUUAUUGAAUCUUCCACAAAUAUUAAGUUUGGGUGUUUUCAGUGGUACUACCCUGAAUUAGCGGCCCAAUUCAAAGAUGCAGGGCUCAGUAUCUUCAAUAAUAUAUGGAGUCACAUUCAUGAUUUUACACCUGUGUCAGGAGAGCUCAACUGGAGCAUUCUUCCAGAAAAUGCUGUGGUUCAAGACUAUGUUCCUAUUCCAACUACUGAAGAAUUCAAAGCUGUACGAAUUUCCACAGAAGCCAAUAGAAGCAUUGUUCCCGUAUCCCGGGGUCAGAGACAGAAGAACAGCGAAGAGUCAUGCCUAGUGGUAUUAUUUGCUGAUGAUUAUACAACAGCAAAUGCCAGGAAACUAAUUGAUGAGAUGGUUGGUAAGGGGUUUUUCCUAGUGCAGACAAAGGAAGUAUUAAUGAAAACUGAAGAUGCUCAAAGGGUUUUCCGAGAAAAGGCAUCUGACUAUUAUCUUCUCCUGAACAAAGGUCCUGUGGUUGCCUUGGAAUUUAAUGGAGAUGGUGCUGUCGAAGGAUGUCACCUUAUUGUAAAUGAGAUAUUCAACGGGACAAAGAUGUUUAUAUCCGAAAAGAAGGAGACAGCAUCUGGAGAUGUUGACAGCUUCUAUAACUUUGCUGAGAUACAGAUGGGGAUUUGAAGCGUAUUGUGGUAUUAAGCCCUUUCCAACCUUUAUAUAUAGAGUUUGAUAAUAUACUGAUAUAUAUUCGUCUUAGACCAUUAGUAAUUUUUACUAAUGCUAUAAUUGCUAAAGGCUAUUUUUAAAUAACUCUGAAUGUCUUUUCAUUUACUUGAGGAUCUAAAGUAGUCCAUGUAUAUCAAGUGUUUUUAAUCAUCUUGUAAACUAUUUAGCCCCGUCAAUAAGCCUUCAGUUUUACUUCUUUUCAUUUAAUACUCUUAUUAGAGAACAGAAGUGGCUACCAGUUCACGAUUUUAAUAUUAAUUAAAAGUUCUCGCCGGGUGGUGGUGGUGCACUCGGGAGGCAGAGGCAGGUGGAUCUCUGUGAGUUCAAGGCUAGCCUGGUCUACAGAGCGAGUUCCAGGACAACCAGAGCUGUUACUCAGAGAAAACCUGUCCCAGAAAAACAACAAUAACAAAGGUUUUCCAAAUCUCCGAUAAUUUCAACUUUCCAACUUUCCUUAGUGCUCUAUGGUAUUCAUUUGAUAGUAUAUUUUUGUUUCUGAUUUUCUCUUUUAAUUUAGAGGAAUUUGAUAAUCAACUAAACCUAUGGACUUUUAAAAAUGGAUAUCCAGUUAAAUAUUCAUUUCCUUCUUGCAUUUUGUGACUAAUGAAAUUUUGUACAUGGAAUUGACAUACUAUUUUGUAAACUGAAAAUUUUUAAAGAAAUGGGAAUUUGAAAGCUGAGUGCCAUCUGUAGUUUCCAGGCUACUUGGAAUGCUAAUGUGGAGGAAUCUCUAGAGCUCAGGAGUUCAAGACCAGCCUCGACAACACAGUGAGACCCUAUUUCCAAAGAAUGAAAAAACUAAGAUACUCCAUAAUCAACUUUGCAAAUACUUCUGACUGAUACUGGCAUUGCUGUUUGAAAAACCAACUACUUCACGAGUAUGACUGUGUUUUAAAUACAACUGCCAGAUGACUCUUCUGUUUCCUAUUAAGAAAAAGUAUUUGCAACAUAAAACUACAGAACUCCAAUCACCAGCAGAUUUGACAGAGGUGAUUACUGUCUAAUAGCUCUUGUAACUAUCAAGAGACCUAGAGCAAAACCUGUGACUUUUAGGUAAGGAAUACUUUUGGGUAAGGUCUGAUGAUAGGCUAGGCAGGUUAUUCAAAAUACCCAUACAUUUUAAACUUGUGUAAUGUUUAAGUAUGAUAAAAGUUUUUGUUACCGGAAAUCAUUAUUUCUCAAACCCAUUUGGUCAUAGUAAUUUUCCAGGAGGUAUGGGAAUUGUUCAGACAUACACACUGGUAGAUCAAGUCUUCAAAUGUACGAACUCAGUUUUCAAGGGAAACUGCUUUAGGGUGUAUUGUUAUCUAAACUAAUCAGUCAGUUCUGAAGGUGUUGAUAGGUUGGUCUUAUCACAUUUAGCAGGGACAAACAGGAACAGCUUUCUUAGGCCCAUUUAAAGGAAUUUGAAACUAUUUUUAUAAAAAAGACUGAAAAUGGCCACUUACAAAAAUUCCUAUCAUGGUUGUUACUAAAAGUGUAUUUUCAUGUUUAAAAUGCUUUCAGAUAUUUUCACGUCAAUUUAUAACUACCCUGUUGAAUUGUUAAUGUGUAGAAAUAGUACUUUGUUAUUUUAAAUUAAGAAUAUUGAGCACCUACACUGUGCCUAGCCUUGUGCUGUCAUGAUUUGAGCAUUUCUUUCAUAAAAUCAUUGUGUUUUACAAAGUCAAUAUGAUCUCAUGAGGUGCAAAUAAAAACUGCUGGCAGGUAUAAUAGGAUUUCUGUCAUAUUUUACAAAUGAUCUUUGCAAAUUUUGGUGAGAGGCAUUAAUGUUUCCCUGAGUUAAGCUAAAAUUAAAUGCAUUCUUUUCUGUCUUCAUUAUUAAAUGUCACCAUUCACAUUUAAAAUAAUCUCAAUACUUGUUUUUUUCAGAACUAAUAUGCAAUGUUAUACAAACCUAUACUUUGAUUUUUUAAAAUCUUAUUUGUAGCAUUGUGCAAAAACUCAGGGAAUAUAAUGUAAGGGGACAUUAAUUUAAGAUUUUGCCACCAAAUUUAGCCUGUUAACCAAAGCCUAAAAUUGUCUAAACAACUUUUGCAGUUGUUGGCUAUUUAUUGACAUUAAUAACUGUCAGCUGGCUGUUGAAUAUUUGAAAGAUUUUUAAAAAUAAGUAGUUCUAUGUUAGUUGUUUCUAUAAUUCUAAACUUUGGUAGUAAUCAUGAUAUACUAACUACAUUGUAUUUAAAUUCAUGAAAAAUAAAUAACAAUGAAAAAUGA